This is a messenger RNA of Psilocybe cubensis, 1281 nucleotides long. RefSeq lists its product as uncharacterized. Gene Ontology annotation, biological process: L-arginine biosynthetic process; urea cycle. Gene Ontology annotation, cellular component: cytoplasm. The transcript is spliced from 9 exons. Gene Ontology annotation, molecular function: argininosuccinate synthase activity; ATP binding. The record is from RefSeq and is a predicted model, not a curated record. Lineage: Eukaryota; Fungi; Basidiomycota; Agaricomycetes; Agaricales; Agrocybaceae. The coding region runs from base 1 to 1281 and encodes 426 amino acids.
AUGCCCGCAAACUCUGGCCGCGUUCUUCUCGCUUACUCUGGAGGUUUGGAUACCUCCUGUAUCCUCGCCUGGCUGAUCGAGCAGGGAUACGAGGUCUAUGCUUUCAUGGCCGACGUUGGUCAGGAAGAGGACUUUGCUGCGGCUGAGGCAAAGGCUCUCAAAGUCGGUGCCAAGAAAUUCUUCCUGGAGGACUUGAAGCGCGAGUUCGUGACUGAGCUCAUCUACCCUGCCGUCCAGGCCAACUGCAUUUACGAGAAUGUCUACCUUCUUGGUACUUCACUUGCCCGGCCAGUUAUUGCGCGUGGCAUGAUUGCUGUCGCCGAACGCGAAGGCUGCGACUACGUCUCUCACGGAUGCACCGGCAAAGGAAACGAUCAAGUUCGAUUUGAACUUGCUUUCUACGGAUUGAAGCCAGACAUCAAGGUUAUUGCUCCUUGGCGUCUCCCUGACUUCUACAAUCGAUUCCCUGGUCGUCAAUCUUUGCUUGCCUAUGCCGAAAAAUCUGGCAUUCCCGUUGUCCAAACCGCGGCUAAGCCAUGGUCGACGGAUGAGAACUUGUUCCACAUCUCGUACGAGGCCGGAAUUCUGGAGGACCCCAACGUCACUCCCCCUGCUGAUAUGUGGAAGCUGACCACUGCUCCCGAAGAUGCACCCACUCAACCGGAGCGCAUUGCCAUCGAAUUCAAGGCUGGUCUCCCCACUCGCGUUGUUGUCCCUGAGCAAGCCAAAGAAUACACCGACGCUGUUGAAAUCUUCCUCGCCCUCAAUGCUCUCGGAAGGAAACAUGGUAUUGGUAGAAUCGACAUCGUUGAGAACCGAUUCAUCGGCGUGAAGUCCCGUGGUUGCUACGAAUCUCCUGGAGCUACUAUUCUCCGUGCCGCACACGUCGAUCUCGAAGGUCUUACUCUCGACAGGAACGUCCGCGCACUCCGCGAUCAGUUCACCACCAUUGAAUUUAGCCGAAUCCUCUAUAACGGCCAUUUCUUCACCCCCGAGCGCGAGUUCAUCACCAGCUCCAUCCCUGCCAGCCAAAGGACCGUCAACGGUCUCGUCAAAUUGAAGCUCUACAAGGGCAACGUCGUCAUUGAGGGACGUGAGAGCUCUGAGGGUCUUUACGAUGAACAGCAAUCCUCCAUGGACGAGCUGGGCGGAUUUGAGCCAACUGACACAACUGGCUUUAUUGCCAUCGAGUCAAUUCGCAUCAAAAAGUGGGCGCAAGCCAACAUUCGCAAGGGUCAAGCCGGUGUUGCUCCCAAGGAUGUUUAUGGUAGCCGAGUUUAA